CUUACUACAAACAUGCCGAGGGCUUAAAUAGUAUAGCGUAGUAUCCAUUUAGUGUAGGCACACAGUUUGUACCGCAAGGUAUUAGUCAUCGGAUUCACAAUUGCUCGCCGCAAUCGCACCAAAAUGUCUCCCUCGGAAACGUCCGCUUGUGAGGAUUUAAAAGCAUUCGAAAGAAGGCUAACGGAAGUAAUUGCCUGCCUGCAGCCACCAACACUAAGGUGGAGACUGCUCCUAGGUAUAACCUCGUUAGUGACGUUCGUCGGUGCAUUUUACUGGCUAACGGAUCCACGCACAUCGAUCGUACCGUUGAUGGAAUCGUUGCUGAAUCAUUCAAUUUUUACCAUAUCUACCAUCAUCCUGUUGAUCCUGUUUAUGUUCGGUAUUCACAAGCUCGUUAUUGCUCCACAAAUCAUUACAUCGCGAACGAAAAACGUAUUGGCCGAGUUCAACAUGUCCUGUGAUGAAACGGGCAAGCUUAUAGUUCGCCCGAGGCCCCAAAAUAACUCCCGGUACAUGGACAUCAGUUAAGCUGGACCGCCCUUUUUGGUACAGUAAAACCGU
Messenger RNA from Anopheles maculipalpis, 561 nucleotides. RefSeq names its product nuclear envelope phosphatase-regulatory subunit 1 homolog (gene Cnep1r2). The coding region runs from base 124 to 528 and encodes 134 amino acids. The transcript has 4 exons. The record is from RefSeq and is a predicted model, not a curated record. Gene Ontology annotation, cellular component: Nem1-Spo7 phosphatase complex; cytoplasm. NCBI's taxonomy places the organism in Eukaryota, Metazoa, Arthropoda, Insecta, Diptera, Culicidae.